AUGUUUCGUUCGCGCUCAUAUUUGUCCAGCCUACGUGGACAGUUGCCUCAGGCGAUGCUGUUUGGGCUGUUGCUGCUCGCUUCGGCCGGAAGUGCAGCCAAUGUGUACGGAGCUAGUUCCGGUGAAAAUCGUAGUAAUUCUCCGUCGCAGCACUGUACGGAUUUUAAUCCACAGCAUGGACUUGACAUCGAACAGAUUAUGGGCAUCUGGUAUGGCAGCGAAGUGAUCACGCAUAAUGGUAUAGACGAGGGUGAGGUCGUGUACAGGACCUGCAUUGUAAUCCACCUGGCAGACGUGACGAAUGAGACAACCACGGUUUAUGAUCAGACGACGGGGUACACGGGCCGAAGCAACCCAUCGGGAACGAACUAUGACCGCUUUGGCACGUCGUACGGCUACGGUGGUACCAAUGGUGGUGGUCGUGGUGCGGGCAGCCAGUACGACCAGCCGAACCAGCAGAAUCGCCGCCAGCAGGGAGGCCAUCAAUAUUUCCAACAGGAACCGCGCACCAUGCGUAACCUGCGGUUGAUAUGGGACGAGUCAGACCACACGCUCGAAUACACGCUGCGCUACAAUACGUCGAAGCCUGGCUUUUGGAUUGCAGCAUCGCCCCAGUCUGGCUCGAUGAUUCAGCUACAGUACGUACAGUUUACCGGCACGGUUCAGGUGCUGAAGGCGAUCAACAAUCAGCUGGUGCUGAACUUCUGCCAGAGUUUGCCCGGCGGUCAGCUGUUUACGAUCGUGCUGUCACGCGUUCCGAUGGGCUUAGGGCCGGAGGACAUACAAAGCAUUCGGAAUCUGUUGAGGCGUCGCGGUUUGUCAACAUCUUCCGUGCGAAAAGUGUGCCAAAGUGGUGCCUUUCGGAGUGACGGUUCGAUGAUUGCGCUCGUGGUAAUGGCCAUCGUUACAGCCCUAGUCAAACGGUUGCACUGAGCCAAAUUGGUAAUGCGAUCUGCUUUCUUAAUCAUUAGUACCAUCCUCAUUCAUUAUUGUCCAAGGCCAGUGUUGCAUUCCAACUUCAUUUGCUAACAAAAGUAUUGG
Anopheles maculipalpis is the source of this 1041-nucleotide messenger RNA. RefSeq lists its product as uncharacterized. The transcript is spliced from 4 exons. Bases 1 to 933 code for a protein of 310 amino acids. The record is from RefSeq and is a predicted model, not a curated record. NCBI's taxonomy places the organism in Eukaryota, Metazoa, Arthropoda, Insecta, Diptera, Culicidae.